CGAUGCAGAGUAGGAGGGUCAAGCGGAGCUAUGUGAUGGCGCAGACUUUAUAGAGGACUAUCCACAGGCACUUCCAAAAGAGACUGAAAACCUCAAUGUCGAACUCCGUUGGCGGAUGUUAAACUGAACCAACUGAUAGCACGGUCUGUUUCCAACUGUCUGUAGCCUACUGCUAGAGGAUUUAUCUAUUCAGCAUUGAUUGACUAAAGGCGGUUAUUUCUUCUUCAAGGAAAAAUCCAGAGCACUACACGGAUAACCUUACCUUCGCUUUAUAAUGGGAGCGCAGUGUUUCCGAAGUUGGACUAUAGUGAAGUAGCACCAAUUUAAAUAUGUAGGUGCUGCCUGUGCGACCUUUCGUCCAUUUUGUCUUUACGCCAAACAGUUUUCAUUAUUUCGGUGGGUUUUAAGCUGAUGGCCGUUAAAUAGGCUACUCCUGUAAGGAAGAAAAAAAAAAACUGAAUCAGUGAAGAAUGGGACCUUAUCGGAUGAAGUUUCAACAUUGAGCUAUGUUGAGGCAAGCGUUUGUGGGACUGAAGCCAUGCUGAUCUUCAGUGCUGGGUGGUGGAGUGUGGUCUUGCAUCAGAGCCUGUGCUGCUGAAGCCUUGUGCAGCUACCCCAUGGCUUUAUGGGAGCUGAUGUUGCUGACUUUCAGCCUCCGCUGCUGGCUGACAAGCUCUGCCAGUUUAGCUGAAGAAGGCCCUGCAGGCCCCCUGGACUGGCUUCUUUCUGACAAGGGCCCAUUUCACCACACACAAGAGUACACUGAAUUUGUGGAGAGGAACCGUCAGGGAUUUUCCACAAGAUACAAGAUCUACAGGGAAUUUGGCCGGUGGAAAGUGAAUAACUUGGCUGUAGAGCGACGGGAUUUCCUGAACUCCCCUUUGCCUCUCACCCCGGAAUUUAUAAGGAACAUUCAACUCCUGGGGCGAAGGCCCACUGCCCAGCAAAUUACUAACAACCUGAUCAAGAAAUAUGGCACCCAUUUUCUACUGUCAGCUACACUAGGAGGAGAGGAGGCUCUGACUCUAUUUGUGGACAAGAGGAAGUUGAGUAAGAAAGCAGAGGCUAGCGACUACACCAGUAACAGCACAGCUGUGACUCUGGAGGCCCUGCACCAGCUGGCUGCCUCCUAUUUCAUAGACAGGGAGAGUACUCUGCGAAAACUACAUCACAUUCAGAUUGCUUCCACUGCUAUCAAGGUAACUGAAACAAGGACUGGCCCUCUCGGCUGCAGUAACUAUGACAACCUUGAUUCGGUCAGUUCUGUGCUGGUUCAGAGUCCUGAGAACAAAGUCCAUUUGCAAGGCUUGCAGGUCAUUUUGCCAGAUUAUCUCAGAGACACUUUCGUCCAAGCAGCUCUUAGUUACAUUGCCUGCAAUGGAGAGGGAACUUUUGUCUGUCGAGACAAUGACUGCUGGUGCAAAUGUGACCCUAAGUUCCCAGAGUGCAACUGCCCCUACAUGGAUAUUCAGGCCAUGGAGGAAAGCCUUUUGCGAAUCUCUGAAUCAUGGGCACUUACCUACAAAGAGUUUGAAGAUUCAGAUGAGUUCAAAACAUUUCUGAUGAGGCUGCCACAGAAUUUCUUCCUCAACGCCUCAAUGAUCCAACAUUUGUGGUCACUGGAUGGUGUAUUUCAGCGGCGCUAUGAGCAGCUGGAAAGCAGCAUGAAAAGUCUCUUCAAACGAGCUCAGCGAGUGGUUUACAAGCUCUUUAGCCUCAGCAAGAGGUGCCAAAAGCAGCCCCACAUCAGCUUACUGCGAGAAAGGCCACAGUCAUACUGGCUGAAUUACUUCCAGUCUUUAUUAUACUGCUCAGAGAACAACCAGCUAGGAUCCUUCUCAGAAGAGCUGCACACCUGUAUUUGUGCAUAUGACCAUAGUUACUGCCAGGUACCCACCCCAUGCUCUGUGGGUGAUGGUGCCGCCUGUGCGGCUUGUGCCAGCGACAACCACACUCGCUGCGGCAGUUGCAACGUCGGCUACAUGUUAAGUCAAGGGACCUGUCGACCAAUGGUGGCAGAUUCCACCGAGAACUACCUGGGCUUUGAGACUGAUCUUCAAGAUCUGGAGCUACGCUACCUCCUACAGAGAGCCGAUCGACGCUUAGAGGUCCAUGCUAUCUUCAUCAGCAAUGACAUGCGUUUGAAUAGCUGGUUUGAUCCUUCAUGGAGGAAGAGGAUGCUGCUUACACUAAAGAGUAACAAAUAUAAAUCCAAUCUGGUCCAUAUGCUCUUAGGCGUCUCCCUUCAAAUUUGCCUUACUAAAAACAGCACUCUGGAACCUGCGCUCACACUCUUCAUCAAUCCCUUCGGAGGGAGCCACUCAGAUAGCUGGUUAAUUCCUGUGGAUGAGAACAAUUUUCCAGACUGGAAGUCUGCUAAACUGGAACUUCCACUAGAAUGCUUUAACUGGACUUUGACUUUGGGCAACAAGUGGAAGACCUUCUUUGAGACCAUCCACAUUUACUUGAGGAGCCGCAUCAAAACUCCAGGCACUGGGGCCAAUGACAGUGUUUACCUGGAGCCGUUGGAAAUGGCUGACCCUACUAGAAAUCUGGGGUAUAUGAAGAUUAACAGCAUUCAAGUGUUCGGUUACAGUAUGCAUUUCGACCCGGAAGCAAUCCGGGACUUGAUCCUGCAGCUGGACUAUCCGUACACGCAGGGCUCGCAGGACUCAGCCUUGCUCCAGCUGCUGGAGAUCCGAGACCGGGUCAACCGACUCUCUCCACCAGGCCAGCAACCUCUGGACCUGUUCUCCUGCUUAUUACGACACCGUCUCAAACUGACAGCUAAUGAGGUAGUGCGCAUUCACACCUCACUCCAGUCCUUUAAUGUCCGUCUCCCCAAUUCUCUGGAUUAUGAGACAACUAAACUCUGUAGCUAACGAUUAAAGCAUCAUAGCAGAUAACAAUAGAACAACUGUAAAAAUCCAGAAUAGACUGUUAAAGUCAAAGCUGCAAUGAUUUUCAGUGAUAGAGAAAACUUUUGGACAUUGGUUACAGUUUUUUUUGUGACUUUGCUUUCACUAGUAGGUCAUCUUGUUCAAAAACAGAUUCAUUUUUAUUGUAUAGUGCACUGAGUUCAAAGAAGAGAUUUCAAAAAUAUAUAAAUAUAUAUAUAUGAAGUGCUUGUAAUUUGUAUGUUUUUUUUGUUGUUGUUUGUUUGUUUUGUUUUUGCUUUUGCUUCAGUGACAAUGUGCUUUCCUCGGAAAGAAUACAGUGAUGUCAGUCAAUUUUGUAGAUAAAUUGUUAUUAAAACAU
Messenger RNA from Carassius carassius (crucian carp), 3258 nucleotides. RefSeq names its product BMP/retinoic acid-inducible neural-specific protein 3-like. The transcript has 8 exons. Lineage: Eukaryota; Metazoa; Chordata; Actinopteri; Cypriniformes; Cyprinidae. Gene Ontology annotation, biological process: positive regulation of neuron differentiation; negative regulation of mitotic cell cycle. Bases 618 to 2882 code for a protein of 754 amino acids. The record is from RefSeq and is a predicted model, not a curated record.